Messenger RNA from Panthera uncia (snow leopard), 7758 nucleotides. RefSeq names its product zinc finger protein 3. Lineage: Eukaryota; Metazoa; Chordata; Mammalia; Carnivora; Felidae. Gene Ontology annotation, molecular function: RNA polymerase II cis-regulatory region sequence-specific DNA binding; DNA-binding transcription factor activity. The transcript has 6 exons. Gene Ontology annotation, biological process: regulation of transcription by RNA polymerase II. Gene Ontology annotation, cellular component: nucleus. Bases 3868 to 6090 code for a protein of 740 amino acids. The record is from RefSeq and is a predicted model, not a curated record.
GGUUCGCGUAGCUGCGGGAGAGGGAACCUUGGGUGAAAGGGUUCGGAGAGGGAAGAGGGGUUGAGCAGCUGUGACCUCUGGAGAACCCCCCCCCAGACCGGUCCUGGGAGGGCUGUGGGGAGGAGCUCCGUGCUCCUACCCAGCUAAGCUGGUGGAGGCUCGUCCUCGCCUUUUCCUGCCCUCCCCGGCGGUUUCUCAGAUAAACUGCUUCUUUCGCGUUCCAGAGCAGAUUUUCUGUGCUCUGCCUGAGACGGGCCCUUAGUCCGUCGGACCCGGACUGCUUUCUCUUUUUUCCUUGCUCUUAACAGUAAGUCCGAACUCGGGGCUAAUUGAUGAGAACAUGUCUGAGGGGUUUGGGGACCUGCGGUGGGAAACCGAGCCUCUUUAGAAGUCCCGGGUAGCUAUUGAGCCAAGAGAGGGAAUAGUUCUGUUGGGCUUUGUUCAGAUUAGAAAGCACAUACACAAUAAGGAUCUGCUCGAGUUUGGAAACACAUUUCUAGGUUAUUUAUAAAUAGUUUCUCGAGAGGAAGGCGAUCUGGUGGGUGACGUCCUUGGAAAUCUAUGGUAUAUAAAGGAAGAGUUGAAAGAACUGUGAAGGAAGGAGUCAAGAGGCAAAGCAAUUGUUUUCAGGGAUUGGGGAGCUGCUAUGCAGAAAGUACUGUACAGUAGGAUUCCGUGCCUCAAGAAUUAACCAAAUUUGCCUGCCUGCGAGUUUUCAGGUACACAAUGUGUGUGUUAAAAGCAUUCUAGCAAUAGUUGAUAUUUGAGUACCUGCAAAAUACCAGGUGUAUUGUAGAUGUUUGGAAUAUAGCAGUGAAGAAAACGGAUGAAAGUCUCUGCCCUCGGGAGUUGGUAUUCAAGAAGGAAACAGGCGGUUUUAAAAAAAAAAAAAGGUAAAAUAUAUAGUAUAUGUAUGGAGGUAAGUGAUGUGGAAGAGAGUAAAUUAGCAUAAGGAGUUCUGGGGUGAGCAAGAGUUGUGUGCAGUUUAAAAUAUGGGGUCAGGGAUGCCUUGGCGAGAACAUAGUACAGACCUGAAGGAGCCAGCCAUAUAUAAUCUGGAGGAAGCAUUCGGCAGAGGGAACGCCAUGCUCUGAGGGGGGAAGCUUGCCUCACAUGUUCAAGGGACCAUGUGGUUGGGGUCAAUGAACAAGAGAGAAGUAGAAGAUGAAGUCAGACAGGCAACAGAGCUGAGACCUCAUGAGGCCUUGCCGGCCAUUGUGAUGACCUUGCCCUUUACUCUAGGAGACACUGCCUCGAAAGGCGUGAGCAGAAGAAUGGUAUGACCUGACUUGUAUGUUAACAGGGUUGCUCUGGCUGCUUGUUGGCACUAGACCCAGGGGCAGGGGUGGAAGCACUUAGGAGGCUCUUGCAAUACUCCAGGCAAGUAGGGGAGGGGCUGGGAUGCAGUACUGGAGGUAGUGUGAAUUGGUUGAACAUUGGAUCUUUUGGACGUAGAGCUCACAGGAUUCGCUUAUGAAUUAUAUGUAGAAUGAGAAGGAGUCUGGGAUAACCAGGUUUUUUGUUCCAAGAAAACAGAAUGAUGGAGUCGCCAUUAACCGUCAAGUAGGUAGUUGGUCACAUGAGUCUACAGUUCAAAAGAGAGCUCUGGGCUGGAGAUUAAUUGGUGGUUGGGAGUACGUGGAUGGUAAUUAGAGCCAUGUGACUGGAUGAAAUCUCUGGGGAGAAUGAAUGCAGCAGGGAUGAAGUGGUCCAAGCGCCUAUCCCUCCACUCAUUUGAGGUCUUGCAAAGACACGGAUUUGAGUUGUGGGCAGCAUCCAAGGGAAACUUUUUCUUCUUAAGAAUUUUUUUUUUGUUUUUAACAUAAUCUCCACAUACAAUGUGGGUCUCAAGCUCACAACCCCGAGGUCAAGAGUUGCAUGCUCUACCAGCAGAGCCAACGAGGCACUCCACCUUUUUUUUCUUUAAAUGUACUAUGUACAUGCUUUGCAGAGGUAGUUAUGUGAUCUGUGAGAUUGGAUAUGCCAUUCUGGGAACAGAUCCACAUGAAUCUGAUACAGGUCACUUCCUGUUGAAUGCCACCUGUGCUAAGUAAUUCCUCCCUUGUGCCUUGCUGAGUUUCCCAGGCUUGAUCCCAGAAGCUGAGCAACCCAAACAGAUUCCAGUGUCUUUCCUAUUCUAGGUAUGCACUUCUGUGAGUGGAGUGUGAAAUUUUGUAACCAGUUACGAGAAGGUAUUUCAGCACUGCAGAGAUCUACUUUUAAGCAUUUCAAAUGAAUGCUCCCAGCACUAUUCCAUCUGUUAUUUUAAGGUCAUUUUAGCCUUUGUGCUAGUGCCUUUAUUUAGGAAACUAGAUGGUGUGCUUCUCUCCUGGCUGUUUUCAAGUUAUUCUGAACUUGGGAGCUCCAGAAGUGUAUUGGAUGUGCAGAGCAGUGUGAGGGAGUACGUGCUGCUGAUUUGGGUCCACCCUGUCAAGACACCUGUUGAUAUCUCUCCUAGGAUGCUUCAGAUUUGGGGUACAGUGGAGAGGAAUCCCAAGUACCGGCAUCCCUAGAAGUCUCAACUAAUUAGUAGCUGAUAAUUAUUGAAAUUUUCAUAAAAAGUUAUUUAUUGAGGUUCUAGUCGUAGGAUCCCAUUUUAUAUUUUUUAGAAUUACUAGAAUUAAAAAUAAAUAAAAAAUAAAAUUAUCAGAAUUGGUCACAAAAAUCAGUGGAGAGCAGUCAUAGAAAAUGUAUGUUUUUAAUGUGUGUUUAUUAAAUGUGUGAAAGUAAAUACUUAAGUAACAUACUAGGGACACCUGGCUGACUUAGCUGGAGCGUGCAACUUGAUCUCAGGGUUAUGAGUUCGAGCCCCACGUUGGGGGUAGGGAUUAGUAAAAUAAAAAACUUAAAAAAACAAAAGCUGUUGACAUAGAUGUGCAUUUGUUGGGGGCGUUCUGCAUGGUCUGUGAUUGCUUUUUUGUUUGUUUGUUUGUUUGUUUGUUUGGAAGUCCAUGAAGUUGUUGGAUUAGUAGUAAAACCAAUUUGGUUUGUCCUUAAAGAUUUUCUGAUAUAAAAGUAAUAAUACCCAUUGUAGAAAAUUUAGAAAAUGAAAAAAAGAAUUUAAAAAUUGAAUUCAUCUAUAACCCAGCAAUAUCACUGUUUGUGUUUUAUCCUUUUUCCUUUGUUGUGAUUAUGGGGAUGUAUGUGAGACUUGCCACUUAGAGUGACAUCAGGCCAGAGGUGGAUGUGCAUGUCAGCCAUCAGCAUACUCAAGUUUUUAUUUUCGUUUUUAUUUUUUUCAUACCGAAGUUUUCAAAUGCCUUAGAUUUAGGUUAUCUUUGACGCCUCUAUUUUCUCAUCUUCUGCAAGCUAUUUGUACAUCCUUUUUAUGGUCUCUAUCCUUGUUACCAUUAUCAUUUCAUGUAACAAAAACCUGUGUAGAUUUUUAUCCGUUUGGCUCUUCACUGAGACUGCUGGAGUUGUCCUGCUCUCAGUUGUCCAAACCCAGAAUGGGACGUCUACAUGACCUGACAGAUGCUGCCUAAAGUUUGGAAACAUGCUUAGGAAAGCCAGUCACAAGCAUGUAAGAUUAAUUCAUGCAGGUUUCUUUCAGAGUAUACUUCAUGAAUGCCACUAAUUGUAUAGUCUGAUUCUGUUGUCUGUUUACUCCUAUACUUUCCAUCUCCCCCACAGACUUGAAAGCCCUGUGGGGGUGAGAGCACAUCUGUCUUACUCAUCACUGCAGUCCCAGCUCAAAGCCCGUGGAAGGUAUUCAAGUCAAUGCUGAGUGAAGGGACUUCAUUUUUUGGGCAAGUGAGGGAAAAAGAAGUUUAACGUGUAGCCCUAAAGAUCCAGAAACCCAAAGGAACCACUAUUCCUGCUCCACACAGUCCCAUCCGUAGUGAGGCUGUUUCUGCAAUCUGUGUGAUGACCAAGGUUUUAGGCAUGGCUGCAGUUCGGGUUCCUCGGCCUCCACGGGAGAGGGGGCCUGUGGUGGUUAAAGAUGAGGAAGAGGAAGGGAAGUGCCUUCCUAGCCUGGAGGUGUUCCGCCAGCGCUUCCGGCAGUUUGGGUACCAUGACACACCUGGCCCCCGGGAGGCCCUGAGCCAGCUCCGGGUGCUCUGCUGUGAGUGGCUGAGGCCCGAGAUCCACACCAAGGAGCAGAUCCUGGAGCUGCUGGUGCUGGAGCAGUUCCUGAGCAUCCUGCCCCAGGAGCUCCAGGCCUGGGUGCAGGAGCACUGCCCGGAGAGCGCUGAAGAGGCCGUCACUCUCCUAGAAGAUCUGGAGCGAGAACUGGACGAGCCAGGGCAGCAGGCCUCACCGCCUCCAAAUGAGCAGAAACAGAUGUGGGAGAAGAGGUCCUCUUCAGGAACGGCUAAGUUUCCAAGCAGUGUGCAGCCCCAGUCUGUGGAGACCAGUCACAGAUGCGAAGCUUGGGAGCCCUUGUACAUUCAGGAGACUGGGGAAGAGCAGGAUUUCACUCCAGAGCUGAAACAGAGUCAAGAUCAUAAAUCGAACACCCAGAAUGAGGAAUCAACAGAGAAGCAGAAAAGUUCUGAAGAAUCUCAAGAAUUCAAAAGGGAUAUUAUUCCUGUGAUUAUUGCCAGUAAAUGUGAGUCCAGGUUAGAAAGGCAGUGGGUAAACCUUGAAAAGGAAAGAGGAACAAAAACUCCUCUCCUAGACAAAGGUUCUAAGAAAGGCAGAGAAUUGGUUCCCACUAAACCUACCCCAGGAGAGAGGCGUUACAUUUGUGCCGAGUGUGGAAAGGCCUUUAGUAAUAGCUCAAAUCUUACUAAACACCGGAGAACACACACUGGGGAGAAACCAUAUGUGUGCACCAAAUGUGGGAAAGCUUUCAGCCACAGUUCAAACCUCACCCUUCAUUACAGAACACACUUGGUGGACCGGCCCUAUGACUGUAAGUGUGGGAAAGCCUUUGGUCAGAGCUCAGACCUCCUUAAACAUCAGCGAAUGCACACUGAAGAGGCACCAUAUCAGUGUAAAGAUUGUGGGAAAGCUUUCAGUGGUAAAGGCAGCCUCAUUCGACACUACCGGAUACACACUGGGGAGAAACCUUACCAGUGUAACGAGUGCGGGAAGAGCUUUAGUCAGCACGCGGGUCUUAGUUCACACCAGAGACUCCACACUGGAGAGAAGCCAUAUAAAUGUAAGGAGUGUGGGAAAGCCUUCAACCACAGCUCAAAUUUUAAUAAACAUCAUAGAAUCCAUACUGGGGAGAAGCCCUAUUGGUGUAAUCAUUGUGGAAAAACCUUCUGUAGUAAGUCCAAUCUUUCCAAACAUCAGAGGGUCCACACUGGAGAGGGAGAAUAUAAUGAUUUUGGGAACAGCUUCACUGUGAGUCCUAACCUCAUUUCGCAUCAGAGACUUCCUGUGGGAGACAGACCCCAUAAGUGUGAUGAAUGUAGCAAGAGCUUUAAUAGAACUUCAGACCUUAUUCAACAUCAGAGAAUCCACACGGGGGAGAAACCCUACGAAUGUAGUGAGUGUGGGAAGGCCUUCAGCCAGAGCUCACACCUUAUUCAGCAUCAGAGGAUCCACACCGGAGAGAAACCUUACGAAUGUAAUGAUUGUGGGAAGACCUUUAGUUGUAGCUCUGCCCUCAUUCUGCAUCGGAGGAUCCAUACCGGGGAGAAGCCCUAUGAAUGUAACGAAUGUGGGAAAACCUUUAGCUGGAGCUCUACCCUCACUCAUCAUCAGAGAAUCCACACUGGAGAGAAACCGUAUGCUUGUAAUGAAUGCGGGAAGGCUUUUAGUAGGAGCUCCACCCUCAUCCAUCACCAGAGAAUCCACACUGGAGAGAAGCCCUAUGAAUGUAACGAGUGUGGGAAGGCCUUCAGCCAGAGCUCACACCUCUAUCAGCACCAGAGAAUCCACACUGGAGAGAAGCCCUAUGAAUGUAUGGAAUGUGGAGGAAAGUUUACCUAUAGUUCAGGCCUUAUUCAGCAUCAAAGAAUCCACACAGGGGAGAAUCCCUAUGAAUGUAGUGAGUGUGGGAAAGCCUUUAGGUAUAGCUCAGCCCUUGUUCGCCAUCAGAGAAUUCACACUGGAGAGAAGCCUUUGAAUGUGAUGGGAAUGAGCAAAAGUUCUCUCAGAGUUACUGCUGAAUUAAAUAUCCAAGAGUCUACAUGAAAGACAGCCACACACCUGUUUUCCUCACUUCCUCUGAGUCUAAAGAGCUCCUGCCUUACUAUAUGAGUAUGAAUAACUUAGAAUGUAUCCCUUCCGACUCAACCCUUUCACUUUAGAGAAUGGGGCAAAUUGGGCAAAUCAUCCUGGCACAGUGAUGAAGCUACCUAGUCUGUUUCCCCAAGAAUGACACCAGGUGGCGAGCGGCAGGUUAAGUGCUGUGAAUAAGAGGGAGGCUCUGGGACUUAUCACCUUCCAUUCUGGAAGGGAGUUUGCACUAGACCAUUUCUUUCACACCAGAGGAGCCUUUCUUUCCAAGGUGGGGAAUGGAAGCACAGUAGGAAUAAAAUUCCAAGGAUUCCUGUAGUCGGAGUCAGUAUAGUCAGCACAGAAGGCAGUGGAAAGAAUGUUCUGAGUCCUAUUUGAUAAGAAGGGGAAAUGGAGGCUGUAUUUCAAAGCCACUGUUCCUAAUCCAGCUUUAAGUUUUGAUAAGGAAUGUGCUAUUUUUUUGUUGUCUCAUGACUUCAUUAAUUAUGGAAAAACUUGGUGCUGAGGGAUGUGUUAUUUUAUUGGGGGGGGGGAACCCCAAGAGGUUUUCUGUGAUAACUAUUUUGCAGGGCUCUUGGAGUAGCAAGCCCAGGUUUCCAAGAGCAGCAAGGCAGGCAGUUUUGUUGGAGAACUCCUUGUACUUCCCUCCUGUGAUAGAUAUGGCUGCGAAAUCCAUCCGAAUACCAGUAAGUCUAACGGAGAGGAGCAGAAGCGUUUGGCAUUGGCCUGGUUUCCCUCCUGCUCUCUCCCUGUUCUCUCCCCACUCCUGUGUUGGAAAGUGAUUUAAUCCAAACCCCCAGUUACUAGGAAUGCUUUUAUGGAGCUCACUCAGCCAGCUUGCCCUGCCCUCUGUCCCCUGUGACCUAUGACACCUGGCCCCAGCAGCCGGAUCCCUCCUGACCCCACUUCUGACUUCAGCAGCCAAGUAUGAAUGCAAAGAAAAAGCAAAGCCCAGAGAAGGGAGUCUCUGGCCUGACUGGGCCGCGUUGCUGGGUUAGGAUGGAGCUCCCGAGUUUCCCAGCUGAAGGGAUGAUCUUUGGUUCUGUCUUCCCAAUCCUGCUCAUCCUGUAGCAUAAAUGAAGUGCACUAUUAAACAGAAUAGUUUCUUAGAAGGAGAGAGUGAGUGUGUUUUUGUGCAGGAGCACAAAUUUAUUUCAGUUAAAAUAGGAAACGGUGACUAGAACUGGAAUCUUUAAAGGUGAAUCUUUAAAAUUUUUUACAGACAACUAUUUUUCUUUCAGUCACAAACACAUGACCUCUUUCUCUCAAGACUCCAGGUACUGCCACAGACUCCCAUUUACACAGCUGCUCCCAUCUCAUACCCACACGUCGGAUUUUGUGUGCCGUGUGCUCUUGACUUAAGACCAGCAACCAAAACUAGAAAGGUGUUACCGGGUGUGGGGCCCCUGACAAGUGUGUACAUUGUUGGGUAGCAAUGGGCAUAUGUAGACUUCUUGUUUGGGCGCUUGGUGGGAGGGUGUUCCGGUCACGAGAAGGAAGGUUGAGAUGAAAGUCUUAUGCAAAAGAUGAGGAAGUGUCUGGAACUGGCCUCUAAAAAACUUGGGAGCAUAUAUUGUGAACACCUGAUAUGUUUUUAAUUUCUUAAAGCUAUAAUGAAACUCA